AUGGACAAAGAUUGCGACAUGGUAUAUAAAAAUAUUUCUGACAUAUAUAAAUCUGAAGAAUUUAAGACCUACGACAACUUUGUUUCGUUAGUUGCUGAAUGUGUAUGGCAGAUAAGAGAUAAAGAUAGAAGAGGUAAGGUAUGGAAUGAACAGAUAAAACCAACUGCUUUUGAGAUGAAGAGAGCAAUUGACGCUUUAGUUGUUUUAGCAGGUAAGGUUUCAGAAUAUAACGCUAAAAUGAACCCGCAAUGUUCAAAAUGUAAAGCAGCAAUAAGAAAAUAUAACUACUCCGUCAAAGAGAUAGAAAGAAUGAGAAACGACUAUGCAGACUUAAAGAAAGAAGCAGAAAAGCCAGCAGAAGAUAAAAUGGAUAUGUUAGAAUUUCUGAACAAAAACUAUCCAACUGCUGACGAUUUCCUUUUAUCUGACGUCAAGAAGAAGUAUAAAGAAACUUUCGGCAUUGUUAAAACAUUCGAUAUCCUCAGCGAAGAAAUAGAAGCUACGAAACUGUUUAAGAUUUCAAAUAUACAUCGUACAAUUCAUGUAAAACGCUUAUAA
Trichomonas vaginalis G3 is the source of this 558-nucleotide messenger RNA. Its product is annotated as organellar and viral DNA polymerase type B. The transcript has a single exon. The record is from RefSeq and is a predicted model, not a curated record. Bases 1 to 558 code for a protein of 185 amino acids. Lineage: Eukaryota; Parabasalia; Trichomonadida; Trichomonadidae.